GUAUAAAUGGGAGCAAUAAUAAAUCCUUCACGGUUUUACCUGUGCAUCACACGACAUGUUACUACACCGCUCACAAUGUGUACACGAGUUGUUGACGUUCCACUUGCGAGGCUGUGUCCAGCGUGAUACGAAGUUACCAAUUGGCCAUACGGAUCAGAUGCGCGGGCGAGCCGCGUCGCGACACAAGCAAUUAUACUCGCCCCGAGCAACCAUGAAUAUUUGCCUUCCUUCUCCACCGGAUUAAAACUAGGCGGUGUGACCUGCGUAGUUUGUCACCUCUGUUUUGUCAGCUUCGUACUGGUGCAAGCGGUCCGAUUGUACUUCACCACGCACGAGAGUUCGACAGCCUCCCCAGUUUGUCCUCAAGCUGGUGUUCACAUGAGCCUUCGCGGUGGUCAACAAAAAAAAAAUAUAUAUAUAUGCUUGUGACACAAAGAGCCAAGUUACAAGAAAACAACCGAGGGAGCUUCCUUACUCUUUCCUCAGCCCUUCUCACCCUUAAGUUGAUCAUCGAACGAUAAGAAAGGCAUUCGAUGACCGUGAGAUAUGGCCUAAAGCAAGAUACCGGUAGGGUCAAUAGAGUCAGUCUGACCACUGCUUGUGUUUGUGCACCAUCAACAGAUACAAGCCAACGUGCAAGACAAAGGCAAAUGGACACAUCUUUGAUGCGACAGAGCAGCACCCUAAAGAUGGAUGAACGGUUGAGAGAAAACUGGGGAGAUGGAUUUACCUAUCAUGCAGCGUGGUUGUCAGGAACAUGAGAGUAAUCGUCAGUGCAUGGACAAUACAUUACUGCUACUGCUACUGCCGCUGGAGGUCUGUACCUGGAAAAUAUAAGUGGUGGUUGAUAGAGAACAGAGUCACGAGCGGAACAGUUCAUGUGCUUAAGAUUCCGCUACAGAUAGCGGCUUGCUCCAUCCCGAGGAGAUGGGAAUAAGAGGGCAAUGACAUGAAGCGUUGAGCUCAAGGCAAGGCCGCAUGGAUAAGACUUGCACAAGUAGUAGUCCUUGUAGAAGCGGGUUGAAGCAUCGGUUCGCUCGAAUGCUUCUUGGCUCCUCUUGCAGCUCCACCGCGACUGCUACCGAUGUGAUUAACCUUUCUAGCAGCACUCUCCGACAACAAUUAGUGCCAGAAGAGUCCUCCAUCUGCCGCUCCGGCGACGGUCAACGUAAGCUUCGCAACCCUUUGUCGUUCCCUUCAAACGAUGGCGGCCACCAGCACUGCGUUGCUCCCGUCGUGCAAGGCUCUGUUCACCGUGGUGCCCGCCGCUCCGGUCACGAGAUUAAAAAGGAGAGGAGAGUCACCGAGAUUGGCGAGCGUAGCAAGUGCCCUCCCGCUCCUCCGGAUUCUCCGAUGAGGAAUCGCUACUACCGCUCUCACGACGAAGACAAGAAGAAGAAAGCUUGUGGGAGGAGAGGAAGCAGCCGAAGAAAGGCAACGAGGAAGCUGUUGUCAAGCAACGGUUAUGGAUUUAGCAGCUCUUCUUCCUUGGAUCGCAACGACGAACUCGGUCUCUUCAGCAGCGGCGAGGAAGAGGAAGAGUCGGGAACUCUGUUCUCGUCGAAGAGCUUUUCUUCCGACUCCUCCGAGUUCUACUGCAACAACAACGGGAGGAGGAAGAAGAACAAGAAGAAGAGCGGGAGCAAGAGCAUGAAGAGCAACCAACCUUUGAGAGGGACCGCAACCGGUAAGCUUUGGCCAUUGGCCUCCCUUUCCUCGGCAGAGAAGAAACACAAGGCAGAGGCAGAAAUGGAGGUCGGAUUCCCUGUGGUGAAGAAGUCCAGUGAUCCGUACAUGGAUUUCCGAAGCUCCAUGGUGGAGAUGAUCGUGGAGCGGCAAAUGAGCAGCGCAAGCGACAUGGAAAGGCUCCUCCACUCCUACCUUUCCCUGAACUCUCAUCUCCACCACCCCGUAAUCCUCGAGGCCUUCCUCGACACAUGGGAAGCUAUCCUGGGUGAAUAAUACAUUUCGACUUCCUUUGUUCUUCCCCCGCUGUGAAAUGGAGUGAUACACUUAGAAUGA
Molecule: messenger RNA, 2022 nt
Organism: Musa acuminata AAA Group (dessert banana)
Lineage: Eukaryota; Viridiplantae; Streptophyta; Magnoliopsida; Zingiberales; Musaceae
Product: transcription repressor OFP8-like
Exons: 1
Coding region: 979-1962 (327 amino acids)
Biological process (GO): negative regulation of DNA-templated transcription
Source: RefSeq, a predicted model, not a curated record